AUGAAGUCGGAAGUGAACGAGUGGUACAGAGGCCGUAAUGUUUUCGUUACUGGUGCCUCGGGCCUCAUGGGGAAAGUUCUUAUCGAAAAGAUUCUUUACAGCGUGCCCGAUGUAGGCUGCGUGUACGCAUUGGUGCGCUCGAAACGUGGCAAAACACCGGAAUCACGCAUCGAAGACAUGUGGAAACUACCGUUGUUCUCAAGAAUAAGGGAAGAGAAACCACAUGUAAUGAAGAAAUUGAUCCCAGUAUCAGGUGACAUCAUGAACGACAAUCUAGGAAUUGACUCAAAACUACUUGAACAGAUAUAUGAUGAGGUGUCGGUUGUUUUUCAUUUUGCGGCCAGCCUCCGCCUAGAAGCACCUUUGAAGGAAGGCCUUGAGAUGAACACAAGGGGCACUAUGCGAGUGCUUGAUGUAGCCAAAAGGAUAAAGAACCUCGUAUCUUUCGUACAUCUUUCUACUGCAUUUUGUUAUCCUGACUACGUGAGGAUGGCAGAAAAGGUUCACGAUCCACCAGUAAAUCCGCACGAAGUGUUGCGUGCCGCGACUUGGCUCACUGACGAGCAGGUCAAACUCUUGACCCCUUCCAUUCUGCAGAAACACGCAAAUUCCUAUACAUAUUCGAAGAGACUAGCAGAAGCUCUAGUUAAAGAGCACUAUCCAGAGCUACCAGUAUCUGUCGUUCGGCCGAGUAUUGUGACUCCUUCGUAUAAAGAACCAUUACAAGGAUGGGUGGACAAUUUAAACGGACCCAUCGGUCUUAUGGUAGGCGCCGGGAAGGGCGUCAUUCGAUCCAUGUAUUGCAUUGGUCAUUACCACGCCGAGGUGAUACCAGUGGACAUUGCAAUCAACGCUAUAAUCGUUAUUCCUUACUACAUCAACAGUCAAUCUGAAAGAAGUCCUGAAAUCCCAGUCUUCAACUUAACAUCAGGUGAUGACAGGACUACGACUUGGAAAGAAGUACUUGAUGUGGGGAAAGCUACGGCCCGUAAAUAUCCUUUCGAAGGUCCACUUUGGUACCCUGGCGGCAACAUACGACAUAACAAGUUUAUUCAUGACCUCUGUGUUUUAUUCUUUCACAUUCUUCCGGCUUACCUCAUCGAUUUUUUAAUGCUCAUAUUUGGACAAAAAAGAUUUAUGGUUCGUAUUCAGAACCGUAUAUCAGUUGGGCUGGAAGUCUUACAAUACUUUACGACUCGCGAAUGGUGGUUUGAUACAAACAAUUUCAAGGCACUAUCGACAAUCCUAAACCCUACAGAUAUCAAGACGUUUUCAAUGGACUUAAACAUUAUCGAAGUGGAACCAUACAUAGAAAGCUGCUUGAUUGGGGGGAAAUUGUAUUGUCUGAAGGAAAAACUUGAAAAUCUUCCCAAAGCGAGACUACAAAAUAAUAUACUCUUCGUUCUUGAUACAUUAGUUUCUGCGUUCCUGUUCUAUCUUCUGCCGUUAUAUAUCCUAGUUUCUUACUUCGAGCCGUUCAGGAUGCUGCUAUCAUACGGAGGACCGUUUGUGCGUUACCUCCCACUCGUGGGCAAAGUAGUGUUCCCUGAAGCGUGA
Parnassius mnemosyne (clouded apollo) is the source of this 1557-nucleotide messenger RNA. NCBI's taxonomy places the organism in Eukaryota, Metazoa, Arthropoda, Insecta, Lepidoptera, Papilionidae. The record is from the annotation of a GenBank genome assembly.